Molecule: messenger RNA, 1773 nt
Organism: Fonsecaea erecta
Lineage: Eukaryota; Fungi; Ascomycota; Eurotiomycetes; Chaetothyriales; Herpotrichiellaceae
Exons: 2
Coding region: 1-1773 (590 amino acids)
Cellular component (GO): nucleus
Molecular function (GO): methyltransferase activity
Source: RefSeq, a predicted model, not a curated record
AUGUAUCGCACUGGUGGUGUGGCAGCGCACCGAAGCGGUAACUCGUGGUUCCAGGCGCGGGCGCGCCAAUCCUCAAUAAAUCACCCAUUAUUGCGCCGUCCGAAUUUCACUGACCAUCUCUCCGAGAGGGAUACCAGCGGUUGUCCAAAUGUUAUUGUCUUGGACGACGAGAGUGAUGACAGGAACGAUGGCGAAGAAGAGCUCUUCAUCACCGGAAGCCGAAAUGUCGCACCACCCCAAGUUCAGAAAGUGGUUGACAUUGCUCAGAUCCAGCGAGUCGCCAGAGGACCAGUGAAGCUGGAGCCAGGUUGCGACGUCGAACUGACGGAUCAAACGUUCCUUCGAAUCGUGGAAUAUCUCCCAAACACCGGAGAACGUGGCAGCAUCAGAGGGUACAGACUCCUGUAUCAAAACCACUGGGAGCUGUUUAUGCCGGAGAGAAAGCACGAGCUAGUACAGCUCAUAAAGAUCAACGACGAGAUGGAGGUUGGGUACGUCACGACGACAGUGCCUGUCGGCGAAAUUGUGAGAAAUUGUACCAUCGUUUUCACAAACCAGCUGUAUAUGAACCUCCACUACCGCAAACACGUGGAAGCAUACACCGGCGAGGACCAUGAGCAAGCCGUUUACUUUUGCAGAUGGACCAGUGCAGACAGCAAUGUGCCCACUGAAGAAAGAGACCCAAGAGGACCGCCACUUUCGGGGAGAAUCGAUCACCUCCAGGCUCGGCAGGCCGACAAUGGCGCCCUGGUAACUCCAAAGGGGCAGAUUAAAUUCCAAAUCUCUGACCGAGAGGUGCGUCGGCAGUGGAGGGGAAUGGAAACAUCCACAAGCCGGAGGAAGACCUUUGCCGACGCGUUCUGCGGAGCUGGGGGCACCUCGGCGGGCGCAUUCCAAGCAGGCCUCAGGCUCAAGUUCGCCGUCGACUUCGAUAAAGUGGCCAUUGAAACUUACAGGAACAACUUUGGUCUGACCGGGACGCACCCUCUAUGUUGUGAUGUCUCAGACUUCAUUAAGAUCGCCUCCAUGUCGCCGCAGCGUUACGUGGUGGACUUCUUGCACAUAAGUCCACCGUGCCAGCCCUUCUGCGGUGCCAACCGCAACCCGAACCCGGAGAAGAACAAGCAGGACUUGGACUCAUUCUCCAAAGUCUCCAGCUUGCUAGAGGUCUGCAAACCGCGAAUCGUGACCCUCGAGGAGGCCAAGAGCCUCACAGACAUUGACAAGAGGGAACACUUCCGCAAUUUAAUUUGCGGGUUCAUCAAGAAGGCAUACAGUAUCCAGUGGAAAGCCGUCGAGCUGGCUAAGUAUGGCGUGCCUCAGACGAGACAUAGAACCAUCAUCAUUGCAUCUGGGCCAGGCGAGCGGCUUCCUGCUUUCCCCAAACCGACGCAUGGUACAGAACCAGGUCUUCUGCCUAUCCCAUCAAUCAUUAGCACCCUCGACGCGAUUCCGGUGGAUGCUCCACAACAAAACGAGAGGUCAGAGAUGCGGAAGACGAUGCCACCGUACCCAGGCCACGGGCUGUGCCAAACCAUUAUGACAUCGGACAAGCGCCACCACUACCACCCAUCCGGCACUCGAAGGUUUAAUAUUCGGGAGUAUGCGAGCCUGCAGACCUUUGGACACUACUUCGUCUUCUCCGGACGCAAAUCCCAGAUGCUGCGGCAGAUUGGGAACGCCGUGCCACCGUUGUUUGCUGAAACCUUGUUUACACACUUGAAGGCCGCGUUGAUUGCGGCAGACGAGGCUGAGGAUAGAGAAGAGCCGUAG